Micropterus salmoides (largemouth bass) is the source of this 5066-nucleotide messenger RNA. Its product is annotated as nuclear factor of activated T-cells, cytoplasmic 1-like. NCBI's taxonomy places the organism in Eukaryota, Metazoa, Chordata, Actinopteri, Centrarchiformes, Centrarchidae. Gene Ontology annotation, biological process: regulation of transcription by RNA polymerase II; cytokine production; calcineurin-NFAT signaling cascade. Gene Ontology annotation, molecular function: transcription factor binding; RNA polymerase II cis-regulatory region sequence-specific DNA binding; DNA-binding transcription factor activity, RNA polymerase II-specific. The record is from RefSeq and is a predicted model, not a curated record. The coding region runs from base 421 to 3225 and encodes 934 amino acids. The transcript is spliced from 11 exons. Gene Ontology annotation, cellular component: transcription regulator complex.
GCCGGUCGCGUCAUCCCUGGAUGGGCGGCGCACUGAGGGGAGGACGGAUGGUGUUUUCCAGCUUUAAAAGCACUGGAGCCGGCCCCUUUGACAAACCACUCUGCGUCAUCGACCGGGGAGGCUCUUGAAAACCUUCAUUGGGCUGAAGAGAGACAAACUCACCUCAACCAAGGUCCCCUUAGCGGCACUACCUGCGCCGGUCUACAGUUCCAAUAGUAUAAGAUUUAUCCCCGCUCAGCCAGUCAACCGCGUUGUGGUUCCAAGUUGUACACUCGUUAUGCUUUAACUUCAAUGCGAAUAAUGCUUUUAUUUGAUGGUGUAUGAAGUGAUCUGGCUCUUGCAAUAUUGUCAUCGGCGUCGCUUAUCAUAGUCUCACAGUCGGUGAAAGUUGCGCGGAGAAAGUUGCGCAUCGCUUGUUGAAUGCAGGACACCUUCUGCCUGAGCGUCAAUUCCAAGUUCAGCUUUGGAGCAACAGCCGGUAAGGAGCAGGGACUCCAGUUUCUCACCUCUGUCGCCGCCGAUAUGAAGUCUGCAGAAGAAGAUGCAUACAGCUACACACCAAAUGUCAGCUUGUCCCUUCCACUGGGCAUGGGCAACCCCUGUCUGGCCACCCAGUACCAUACCUUACAGUCCAGCCCAGUCAUAUCUUGCCACCAGACAGGUUACAGCCUCCAAAACGAGAACCAUGCAGCAUCAGGCUAUUACCUGCCCCACGGCUUGAGACCCAAUGGCGCCCCGGCCCUUGAAAGUCCCCGUAUUGAGAUCACUGCCUACAGCCAGUAUCCUGAGGAUGAGGUAGAAGAGAGCAGCAGUGAGGACCACAUCGUCAAACGAGGCAUUAACUCCAUCGUGACGCUGACACUGCCCAAUGCAGACGGCUACCGUGAUCCCAGCUGCCUCAGCCCUGCGAGUAGCAUUUCCUCACGUAGCUGUAACUCCGAGGCAUCCUCUUACGAGUCUGGCUUCUACAACUAUGACAACUCCCCCCAGAACUCCCCAUGGCAGUCUCCCUGCGUUUCUCCCAAAGGCUCAUCCUCUCUGCUCUCCUGCCCACAUGCCAGCGGCCGUGCAGCUUCCCCUCACCAUUCACCCUCCACCUCCCCUCAGAUAGGAGCUGUGGCCGAGGAAGGUUGGCCGGCGCAAAUUCGUGGCUCCAGGCCUAACUCUCCUUCCUGCAGUGGAGGUGGCGGAGGCAACGGCGGUGGCAGCAUUGGGAAGAGAAAGUACAGCUUCAAUGGCACCCCUUACCAUCAGACAUCCUGCUCCCCCCUCCAGUCGCCCACCCCAUCCCCACAUGGCUCCCCCAGGGUCAGCGUCACAGAUGAGAACUGGCUCGCCAACACCAACCAGUACACCAACUCUGCCAUUGUGGCCGCCAUCAACGCUCUGACCACAGAUGGAGUGGUGGACAUGGGGGAGGGAAUCCCAAUCAAGACGCGGAAGACCAUGCUGGAUCACUCAUCCUCCAUGAGCCUGAAGGUGGAGCCAGGUCGUGAAGUGCUGGGUCCUGAUGGGGAGCUCUGCCAUGAAGACUACCCCUCCCGCCUGGCCCUCAAGAAGGAGAACUACUGUGGAGGGUUCCUGGAUGUGCCCCAGCAUCCGUACACCUGGUCUAAACCCAAGCCUUACCUCAGCCCAUCUCUGCCAGCUCUUGACUGGCAGCUUCCAUCCUGCUCCGGCCCGUACAACCUACAGAUUGAGGUGCAGCCUAAGUCCCACCACAGGGCCCACUAUGAGACUGAAGGCAGCCGGGGGGCAGUGAAGGCACUGUCUGGAGGCCACCCUGUAGUACAGCUUUAUGGCUACAUGGAAAGCGAGCCGCUCACCCUGCAGCUGUUCAUAGGGACCGCAGACGACCGCCUCCUGCGACCACAUGCCUUCUACCAGGUCCACCGUAUCACCGGUAAAACCGUCUCCACUGCCAGCCAUGAAGCCAUGCAAUCCAACACCAAAAUUCUGGAGAUCCCUUUGCUGCCUGAAAACAACAUGAGAGCCAUAAUUGAUUGUGCGGGGAUCCUGAAGCUGCGUAAUUCGGACAUUGAGCUUCGCAAAGGGGAAACAGACAUCGGACGUAAGAACACACGUGUGAGAUUGGUGUUUCGAGUGCACAUCAACCAGCCCAACGGCAGGACUGUGUCCCUGCAGACUACUUCGAACCCCAUUGAAUGCUCCCAGCGAUCGGCUCAGGAGCUUCCCUUGGUGGAGAAGCAGAGUGUGGAUAGUUACCCUGCUACCGGAGGCAAAAUGAUGCUCCUGAGUGGCCUCAACUUCCUCCCCGACUCCAAGGUGGUGUUUGUGGAGAAGGCACAGGAUGGGCAUCAUAUCUGGGAGACAGAAGCCAAAGUUGACAAGGACUCCGUCAAAUCUAAUGCUGUUGUUGUGGAGAUCCCGCCAUACAGGAACCAGAGAAUAUCCAGCCCGGUGCAGGUUAACUUCUACGUCUGCAACGGCAAGAGGAAGAGGAGCCAGUACCAGCGCUUCACCUACCUGCCUCCUAAUGUGCCGAUAAUAAAGACAGAACCCAGUGAUGAAUAUGAUUCUCUGGGGACUGCGAGACUGCCCAUGCAUUCAAAGUCCUAUUACGGCCAGCCCAGGCUCACUCCCAUCAUGCCUGUAGCCGAUCCUGAUGUCUGCCUGGUUGGUGGCUACCCUCCCUGCCCGCCCUGCCAUGCUGCCAUGCCAUCGUCGUCCCCCAGCUCCAGCCCCACCUUACAUGACCUGUCCCCUGUGGCCUACAGCAAGUGCCUCCCCAACAGCCCCACCCAUGCAGUACAACCAGGCCCCGUGGUGCCCUCCAUGCAGGAGACUCCUGGCCUCCCCAACCUCACCCACCCAUCAUCGCCAGACCACAACUCAUCCCUAGGGAUGCUCCAUUCCCAGGGCAGCCCCAACCACCUCAACAGCCCAGGACCUCAUGGUUAUCACCCUAUCUAUGCCAACAGCAGUCCCUCAUCCUCCCCUGUAUCCCACCCUUCCACUCCCGGUGGGACUGCGGAGAGUCCAUUCAUUCAGGCCUACAGUCCCAGUCAGGCUCAGGCAGCAGCCAGCUCACCUAGCCUGUUACCUGAGGAUGCCAGCCCCCCUUCGAUGGCCAUCACCGUCAAACAGGAGCCCCAGGAACUGGACCAGAUGUACCUAGAUGAUGUGGCCGCUUGGAGUGCUGAGACUUACCAAGCAGUGGGUGACUGGGUUUACUUCAGGGAAGGGAAUGAUCAUAACCACUGAACUUUAAUGAGAUCAUCAGGAACGACCUCUCCAGCAUUUCAGUGAACACUCACGCAUAGACGUCCCGAAAUCUUCUGCAGCAGCACACACACACGCUGAAAGCAAUGUCAUCAACAAAAAGAGGACAAAAACAAAGAGAGAGAUCCAGAUGAUGAAGAAUAAAGUUUUGACCAGGAUCUCCCGCUUAACUAUCGUUACCAUCAGCUCCUCCUCUCUCAAAGACUCGCUGCAGACUUAUAUUGACAAUCACUGGCAAGCUCCAUUUGAAUAAACAGAUGAAUGUUAUAUUUACAAAAAGGGAAGUGAUAUCAGGGGCAAAGACGACUACACUUGCCUUAAUUCACAGCAGAUGUUCUUUAGUGGACCAAACAGCUCAAUGAGACUAAAUUAUAAUCUUAAUUUCGAGUGUGAUCUGUAUGUUAAUGCAUGGACAAGCUAAUGGGACUGUAAGUGUCAUGCUUCCUCACGUUGGUUCAUUUGUUUGUGCCGUCAGUCCGCAAAAACCGAAUUGGUGCCUUACAGCAGUGAUAUUGACAGUAAACAACAGCAGAAGUCACACAAAUGCAAAUGGUUUAUUCUAACCCAAAGUGGAAGUUUUUAUAUGACAUUUUUGUAUCAUUUCAAUGAUUUGUUUACAGGGAAACAGAAUAAAAGGCUGGAAAAAUGUAGGGAGUAUGUGAAUAGAUUAGAAUUGUAUUUUUUCUUGCUUCCUCAUUAUUAUCUAAUUGUUCAUUUAUACUGAAUGCUAUUGUAUGAUAUUCUUUUGUAUAAACAUGUAUUUGAAAAUGUACUUCUGUAUGCCUUAUCCUUAUAUCAUGCAGUUUGCUAUUUAGCUUUCCCUUUUUUCCCCAUUUGUCUUCCCCUGAUAUGAUUUGUACCAUUUCUAAUAUCCUACAUUAUCCUUUUCACCUUAGUGCCUAUUUUUUUUUAUCAUCCUGUCCCGGUCUUCCAGUCCUCCCACCCAAACCAUGACGUAAUGAUGCACAGACAAUCAGAGAAAUAUAUAGUACAUAUCCUAUAACAUCCAUUCCUGGUUGCGGGGGAUUAUAAAGGCAGGUAUCAGAGUUUUCUUCUCCCCCAGCUAUAAGGCAGUUGAACAAAGGUAUGCUUACCUGCUGUAUCUGAAAAAGAAUACUCCUGGACAAUAUAUAUUUGUUUGUUACUUCUUGCACUGCAGGUUUGCAUGUAAAUAGGCACAGGGAUAAUCUAAGUAUGCCACAGGCUCAGCUUUACUCGUCAUUUGGGUGAUUCCACUGAGGAGUUGGCAGGACUGUUACUUACUGCUGGCAAUAAUUGAUCUGAGUAAACCAAAGGAUUUUAUCUUUGGUGAAAUUAUUGUCCAAGUUUCCUUUUUCUGUCGGAGACUUUAGCGUAGAGCAGCUCCCCGUACAAAAAAAAAAACAUUAUGCACUUUACUGUAGAAACAGAGCAGGUUUUCUUUCUUCCAGACCAAAUAAUGUAGAUUGAUUUCCACUGUCGCGUCAUAAACGUACCAACAUUGACUCUUCUUCCACACAGCAGCCAUCUUUCCACAUGAUCUAUCUUUUGGAGCAUGCACAUCGUACUAACGUUGGGGUUCAUUUAGCUGACAGUAGCUUACAAUAUAGCUUCCUAAUACAUUUUUGGAAAUAUAAUAGCAUGACUAUGAAUAAGGUUUCUAUUUUGUGCCUUACUCUCUCUUUCUUGGCUAUAAGGUCAUUGCAACUCUAUAAUGCUUUUCUGUGUAGGCACAAGGUGAAACAUAUUUCUCUUUAAUAUGAAAUAUUUAUGAAAAAUGAAAUGUGUUCAAAGUGCAUUUAAUGUGUUCUCAACAAUGAAUUAAUAAAUGGCAUAAUGGUGAC